Messenger RNA from Phragmites australis (common reed), 1639 nucleotides. Its product is annotated as alpha-galactosidase 1-like. The transcript has 14 exons. The coding region runs from base 127 to 1365 and encodes 412 amino acids. Gene Ontology annotation, biological process: carbohydrate metabolic process. The record is from RefSeq and is a predicted model, not a curated record. Gene Ontology annotation, molecular function: hydrolase activity, hydrolyzing O-glycosyl compounds. Lineage: Eukaryota; Viridiplantae; Streptophyta; Magnoliopsida; Poales; Poaceae.
AGUCGAGAGGUUAAAAAUGGCGGGAAGCAACCACAGGUCGUGUUGAUCCACAGAGGCAGGAGUGACAGGAGUAAUUCUUGAUCUCGUGCGGGGUGAAGCCGUGAAGGUUGGUUCAGAGAGGCAGCAAUGGAGGGCGGCGCUGGCUAUCGUCGUGGUUCGCCGCCGGCGCUGCUGGCGUUGCUGGUGGCGGUGGUGGUGGCCUGCGCCGUCACCGAUGCCAAGGUAGUGCACGUGGAGGAGGGGCACCGGAGGAGCAUGCUGGCCAAUGGACUCGGUUCCGCGCCUCCCAUGGGGUGGAACAGCUGGAAUCACUUCGCCUGCCACGGCAACGGCGAGGCGGUCAUCAGGGACACCGCCGACGCACUCGUGUCGACCGGGCUCGCUGCCGCCGGCUACCAACACGUCAACAUCGAUGAUUGCUGGGCAGAGCCAAAGCGUGACGCAGUGGGCAAUCUCGUGGCCAACAGGAAGACGUUCCCGCACGGGAUCAAGGCGCUCGCGGAUUACAUCCACGGCAAGGGGCUCAAGCUGGGGAUCUACUCUGACGCAGGAUUCGCGACCUGUGCGAAGGUUCAGCCCGGGUCCCUCGGCCACGAGGAGCAGGACGCCAAAACUUUCGCGGCAUGGGGAGUCGAUUACCUCAAGUACGACAACUGCAACAACGGCGACCUGAAGCCGCUGGAGAGGUACCCUGAGAUGAGCAAGGCCCUGAUGAAGGCGGGCCGGCCGAUCUACUUCUCGCUGUGCGAAUGGGGCGACAUGCACCCGGCGCGGUGGGGAGCGGCCUACGGCAACAGCUGGAGGACCACCAACGACAUCGCCGACACCUGGGACAGCAUGAUCUCGACGGCGGACCAGAACGAGGUGUGGGCGGAGUACGCGCGCCCCGGCGGCUGGAACGAUCCGGACAUGCUCGAGGUGGGCAACGGGGGGAUGGCGAACAACGAGUACGUCGUGCACUUCAGCCUGUGGGCUAUCUCCAAGGCGCCGCUCAUCAUCGGCUGCGACGUGAGGAACAUGUCGCAGGAGACGUACGACAUCCUGGCCAACAAGGAGGUGAUCGCCGUCAACCAAGAUCCUCUCGGCGUGCAGGGGAAGAAGGUAAGGAUGGAGGGGAGCAGCGAGAUCUGGGCGGCGCCGCUUUCCUGUUACCGGACGGUGGUGCUCCUGCUCAACCGGCACGCGAAGGAUGAGGCCGCGAUCACCGCGCACUGGGACGACAUCGGCCUCCCCGCCGGCACGGCCGUCGAGGCCAGGGACCUGUGGCUGCACAAGACGCUGGACGCCACGUUCAUGGACAAGAUGACCUUCGACGUCGCGCCGCACUCGUGCAGGAUGUUCGUGCUCAAGCCUAGUCUCCGGUGAGCCACGCCGCCUCCGGCAUGCCCGCCUCCCGGCGACACGAUGAUCGAUACCGGGAGCUCGAUUCAGUUGUGCCUCUGUGCUACUUUCACAGACUUCUAUGACACUCGUUCGGACACAAAACAAACAAACAAACAAACGUCUAUGACGAAUGAAUCAGUGAGAAUGUUUCUCCUGUGAUUGUUUCCUUUUCUCGGAGACGAUGGAAUGCGCUCGAGAUAUUGAGGGAAAAUAAUCAUAUGAGAUUUGGUUUUAUACAUUUGAGGUUUUGACUUAA